Molecule: messenger RNA, 1322 nt
Organism: Cyprinus carpio (common carp)
Lineage: Eukaryota; Metazoa; Chordata; Actinopteri; Cypriniformes; Cyprinidae
Product: ADP-ribosylation factor-like protein 16
Molecular function (GO): GTPase activity; GTP binding
Source: RefSeq, a predicted model, not a curated record
GUGGCGACACAGGAACUCUAUCCAUGUCACGCGUAGAAGCUACUCGUUUAAAGCAGAAAUCUCGUUUCGAUAAAAUAAUUUCAUGCUAAGUAGGUGUUGCGAUGUGCUUAUUGCUCGGUGCAACUGGAGUUGGAAAAACGCUUUUACUGAAGCGACUGCAGAAUAUCCUUCACCAGCUGUUUACAUUAACGUUAGAUAGGAUGCAUGCUGUGCUGCCCUAAAGAGUUCUUAAUGUAGUUUCACAUCUGCAGUCAGUUGUGUCAGAUGGACGCGGACGCGGAUUUGGGUGAAGCGCCCGUCACGCUGCCCACGGUUGGCACCAACCUCACAGACCUCGUAGUCCGGAAGAGGAAGAUAACCGUACGAGAGUUGGGAGGCUGUAUGGGGCCCAUUUGGCCAAAGUACUACGUAGAUGGCACAUCUGUUAUAUUUGUGGUGGACUGUGCCAACAUUGUUCAGAUUUCAUCAUCUUGCGUCCAGCUGCUGUCUGUUCUCUCUGCGGAGCCGCUGCACUCUGCUGCUGUGCUCAUACUCUUCAACAAGAGGGAUCUUCCAUGCACCAUGUCUCUGGUGGAGCUGAAGUCGUUGUUCAGGAUGGAUGAGAUCAUUAGAACUGCGCCUCAGUCGAUCACAACACUAGAGAUCAGCGCUCGCUCCGGACAGGGCCUUCAGGAUGUGCUCAGCUGGAUGUUUUCAAAUCACUCUCACGAUACGUGAUGGAUAUGGAUGCAUUAUGUCACAGUAAACAAACAUCAGACAAAUGUGACGUGAAGAUACACUUGUGAUUUUCAGUCAUCUUAUGUGUGAGCUCAACUUGGUCCCACGUCAACUAAUUAAAAUUUCAGUGCCAUGUUAUUAGAACAGUGUAAGGCUUUGCAAAAGAUGUUCAAACAUCAUUGUCUACUGAAUGUUUAUUAUAUAAAAAAACAAUGCUUUGUAAACGGCCCUAAGAGAUCUGUGGUAUAUAUAGUAUAGACUAUGAGACAUUUUGGUCACUACUCAAUUUCCAUUCUUCAAUUUGUGUUAUAUCAUAGCUUUUUAAAAUGUGGAAAAUAGUCAGAAUUACUAUUACUAAGUGCAUCCAAAUAUUUGAAUACUACUCUAUACAGUAUAUUUAAGAAAAGGCAAGCCAGAGGUGGAAAGCAUGAACCAUAUACAAACACAAACCAGAUGUGUCAUUCAGUUUAAUCUUCAUCCUUGUAUUUGAAGAGCAACAUGUGCAACAGUCUCACAUUCUUACAUUCUGUUAGUAUGUGGCAUCAACUCAAUCUGAACACCACUGUAAGUACAUUCUCUUACUGGAGGUCUAUUCAUUCAACAGU